UAAGGAGCUCUCGAGUCAUUUCUCGGCGGCCAUGCUCUUGUAAGAAAACACAUCAGUGAGAAAAGUCCCGCGUCUUUAGCUCGCUUCUUAGUGAAAAAUCAGUGGAGAUUUUUGUCACGACUUUGCUCAGUCAAUCCCUCAUGCUACCUGGAGGAAUGUUUGGCAAUCUCGUGAACAAAAACGCUCGCGCUGCUCUCAAAGAGUACGGUGAUAUGAACGGAGUAGGAAUCGAGUACGAAAUGCUUGCUCCCGCCGGCCCAUCGCAUUCUCCCCAAUACAGCGCCCGAGUUCGGGUCGGGGAGAGCAGUUUUGAUGCAGCUACUGCGGCAACCAAGAAAGAUGCCAAAGAGUUUGCUGCUGAUCUUGCACUAAGAGCGUUGUCUCAAGAACCAGGAACCUUUGCCAUGUACUCCCCUAUCCCAGCAGUCCUUCCUGGCCUCUCACCCGAUGGCGCUCCCCACCCCCAACAUAGGACACCAGGGUUCCGCCCGAAGUACAACCAGCGCUACCGACAGCGCCCCAAAAACAACCAACUGUCAGCUCCACCUGACAAAGAUCCCGUCAUGUUGAUCAACGAAUAUGGACAGAAGAUGAGCCUGCAGGUAAAAUUUGAAGAUAGCCCUUGCUCAUUUCCUGGCUUGUAUGAAUCUAAAGUCACUGUUGGAACACAAGAAUUCGGGCCAAAGAGAAGUGCUCAGAAGAAAAUGGCCAGGAAACUAGCGGCCAUUGUUGGCCUGAAGGAACUGAUAAACUGGGAGCCAAAAGAGGGGCUUUACUACUUGAAUGAGGAGCCUGCUGUGCUGACAUCCCUACCAGGCCUGGCACCUGAGGGCUCAGACUCUGAACAGAAAGGCGUUGUGUUGGACAAAGACCCAGUCAUGUUGUUGAAUGAAUAUUGUCAGCGUAGUCAGCUAAAGAUAACCUAUGAGGACAAACAACACAAUGAGCCAGGCAACAAAAGGUCCUAUUCCUGCAAUGCCACUGUUGGGGACAGAACCUUUGAGUCUGGCAGAGGCUCGACCAAGAACAAGGCCAAAAAGGAAGCAGCUUUGCUGGCCCUCAAGACACUCUUUAACAUGCAGAUUCAGAUGCCUCAAUCAAGUAAAGGAGCAAAGAAAUCAGUAGAGGAGCGUCACCCAGUUAGUGUGCUGAAUGAGUUUGGGCAGAAACAUAAUCAAAAGGUUGAAUUUGUGGACCUAGGAUACACUGGGCCCGAUCACAACAGGACCUACUCUUAUCUGGCCACUGUGGGUGACCGUAAGUUUGAUUGUGGCUACGGCAGAAGCAAGCAGGAAGCCAAGAAAGAGUGUGCCAAGAUUGCUCUUGGGGUCCUUCUUGGGAUCCCUGUGGAACCAGGUCCAGUUCAGCCAAGUGAAUCUGUGCCAGGAGAAAAUGGUGUUGUCCCAAAACAGCAAGGUGUGAAGAGCAGGGUUAGUGCACUCUAUGAGUUUUGUCAGGCUUACCAUCUUCCUCAGCCUGAACCCAUUGAGGUCAAACAUGAGUUCCGUGUCAACCCUGGUUCCCACUACAUGGCGUUCAAAAUUGGUGAACAGAGCUACCCUCCAGGUGAGGGUCGCACCAAGAAAGCUGCUAAAGAAAUAGCAGCAGGCCAUGCCCUGACAGAGCUUGAGAAAGCCAACACAGGCUCCAUGUACUCUCCUGUUGGCAGCUGUGAAGGGGACCAGUUAGCUGCUCUAAGCUGGCAGUGCCUGACACUUAUUAGUAACCAUGCCGCAGAAUCUUGGAGGCUGGCUGGCUACAAGGUGCUGGCGGCAUUUAUCAUGCAGGAUUCUUCCAAUCCAAAGGGGACCGUCGUCAGCAUUGGCACAGGAAAUAAGUGUAUUGGAGGUGACCAGUUGCGGCUUGAGGGCACAGUAGUGUUUGAUUCCCAUGCUGAGGUGAUUGCCCGUAGAGGCCUGGUUCGCUUCCUGCUGUCUCAACUAAACCUGCUGUUUGAGAAGCCAUCUGAAUCCAAAAGCAUCUUCCUGCCCAAGAUCAAAGGCCAACAGAUCAAGCUGCGGGAAGAUGUCAAGUUCAGUUUGUACAUCAGCACCGCACCCUGUGGAGAUGCGUCAGUAUUUGUCAGUGAUACUGCAAGUGGAAGUGAGGGUGCUGACCAGCUGAUGUUCGGCAGCAAGCAGCAUGGUCUCCUGCGUACCAAGGUUGAGAAAGGAGAAGGCACAAUCCCUCUGGACCCUGAUGACAGCAUCCAAACCAUUGACGGCAUCCGGCGAGGCCAGAGGCUACGCACAGCAUCUUGUAGUGAUAAACUGGCUAAGUGGAAUGUGCUGGGUCUUCAGGGUGCUUUGCUGAGCAACCUCAUUGAACCGAUCUACCUAAACUCUCUUGUGGUCGGCAACCUCUUUGAGGCAAGCCAUCUGACACGUGCAGUCAGUGCCCGCAUCGAGCGUGAGGCAGUCAAACCCCUGUCCAGUCGACUGCCAUCUCCGUAUCGCGUCAACCUUCCCAAAAUUCAGUGCGGCCGUUUGGCUCCUGUCGACAGCCCACGUGAUGUGGAGACAAAGUCCAAGACGAAGAACUUGACACUGAACUGGUGUCUUGGUGAUGAGAAGCGAGCUGAGGUGCUGGAUGCCUGUCUUGGACGAGAUCCUAACAACAGGGUUCCCUCACGCCUUUCUAAGAUGGCGAUUUACGCCAACUUCCUAGAAGUUGCCAAGAAAAACUCUGAGUACAAGAAAGUGGUAGAGGCCAAGUCGUACCGUAAGGCGAAAGAUCAGGCGAGCGAUUACCUGAACGCCAAGAACACCUUCUUCCAGCACAUGAAGGAGGCUCAGUACGGGGACUGGGGACAAAUGAAGAAACCAGUGGAGCUUAGUCAGUUCGCCUAAAACCCACCACAGGGAGCCCGUGAGCUAGCGAGAGGAAUGUAGACUAACGGGCGUUGAAUAUUUUAGUAUUGCCAGAUAUCCCACAAGUAGAAAUGAAACUAAAGUAAAGAAGGCCAAAGUCGACGCAUUAACAGCGGCAAAACCAUUCCCUACACUCCCAAACCUUGAUGUGCCUAAAAGAUUUCACAAGCCUCCUUUAACCUCGCGUCAAAGUAAAAGAAGGUUUCAAGGCACAAGAAAAUGUAGCUGAUAAGAAUGCACCAAGCUCUAUACACCAUGAAACUCGAUAUUUUGGUCGUGCUAGGGGGCUGUUAUAGCAUCGUCGCGCAGCGUUUCUAAUGUAUUUUUCAAUAUUCGCGUCAUCAGAAGCAUUUUUAUUUUAUUUUAUUACUCGGCUCAGUCCUUGUUUUAGAAUAGCACUUGACGUAUAUCUUUAAAAAGCACUAAUAUCGAUCGCGUGUUUUAAAAUGCAACAGUAUGUUCUUAGAGCCUAAAAAUGCGUGUCUUAUGCGGCUUAUCUGGGAAGUUGUUGUCAUGGUAAUCAUGGUGAUCAAAGUUGUCAUGGUAAUCGCGGUUAUCAUGGUGAUCAAAGUUGUCAUGGUAAUCGCGGUUAUCAUGGUGAUCAAAGUUGUCAUGGUAAUCACGGUGAUCAAAGUUGUCAUGGUAAUCACGGUUAUCAUGGUGAUCGAAGUUUUCAUGGUAAUCACGGUUAUCAUGGUGAUUAAAGUUGUCAUGGUAAUCACGGUUUGUAUGUUAGCGUUGUGGUCUGAUGACAUAGCAACCCUAUAAAUGGCCUGCCUGUCUUCUUUGGUUAAAUGAAAACUGAAUAAGACUAUAUGACUGUAAUAGCGUCGUAGCGUUGAUGACUGUACGUUAAUCUUACAAGAUCAAGGUAAGCUUUAUCUAACAGUAGAAAUAGAAUAAGAGAAGUUUGUAUUCGUGUAAUGAUCGUAGUGAAAUAUAAUUUGCAGCUAAACUUC
This is a messenger RNA of Nematostella vectensis (starlet sea anemone), 3829 nucleotides long. Its product is annotated as double-stranded RNA-specific adenosine deaminase. Bases 141 to 2849 code for a protein of 902 amino acids. The transcript has 12 exons. Gene Ontology annotation, biological process: RNA processing; adenosine to inosine editing. Gene Ontology annotation, molecular function: double-stranded RNA binding; double-stranded RNA adenosine deaminase activity; tRNA-specific adenosine deaminase activity. The record is from RefSeq and is a predicted model, not a curated record. Gene Ontology annotation, cellular component: cytoplasm; nucleolus. NCBI's taxonomy places the organism in Eukaryota, Metazoa, Cnidaria, Anthozoa, Actiniaria, Edwardsiidae.